Messenger RNA from Baudoinia panamericana UAMH 10762, 1367 nucleotides. RefSeq lists its product as uncharacterized. NCBI's taxonomy places the organism in Eukaryota, Fungi, Ascomycota, Dothideomycetes, Mycosphaerellales, Teratosphaeriaceae. The coding region runs from base 117 to 914 and encodes 265 amino acids. The transcript has 3 exons. The record is from RefSeq and is a predicted model, not a curated record.
CGCUACGGGCCUGUCGUCUCGCAUCACACUCGCUAACUACGCUUCGCGAUUUCUUCACAUACCCCUAAGUUGGGGAUUUACACAUUCGUUGGCAACUAGUUUGGGUUUUAGUAAACAUGAGGGCUGCAGUGUGCGGCCUCAUCCUCUUGGGAAGUGCAGUUUCGGCGCAACACGGAGCGCCAUCCCACAGCAUCACGAGUGCGUCACCUACAACUUCCGCGUCCUCCAGUCCAGUUUCUUCGUCUAGCAAAGUGUCUUUGUUAACAUCUGGCGCGUCCGGAACGGGCAAGUCGUCGAAUGCUACCUCCUCAAGGCCUCUUUACUCCAACUCAACGACGAACAGCUACGGUGGCGCAGCCCAAAGUUCGCCAUCAACCACCCCGGUCGUAUUGGACCCCACGACCACGCCAGUGAACGGGGGCUCGAACCCUAGCUCAACACCAAAUGGUGAGACGACCCAACCUGCUGUAGCUCCUGCGACUCCCGUGAACGGAGGCUCGUCAACCACUCUCCAGCGGGGAAUAACGCUGCAGGCUCAUCAACGUCCGCCGGCACGCCCGCAAACGGUAAUAGUAGCCCAAGCGUGUCCUCUGGAGGUUCGUCCUCUGACCCAGCAGCGUCAUCUGCCGCACCAGCAAAUGGGGGCAGUGGCGCGACCCCAAGCUCGGGCAAUGCAGUCGCUGGCCCCUCUUCCUCCACAACCGCGGCAGCCAACGGCGCCAGCAACCCUAGCAGUUCGCCUGCGAACGGUGGUAGCAGCUCGACGUCUUCUGCCGCUGACCCUGCUUCGAAUGGUGGCAGCGGCUCCAACCCAGCUUCUCAAGCCUCCGCCUCUGGUGUUGUUUCGUCAAGCGCUUCAACUUCUAAUACUAAUGGCCAAAAUGGCUCGCCCUCUUCCGCUAAUAAUGCCGUGACGAACGGUGGACGCAGCAGUUCUAGCUUGGUUUACGUGUCAUUGAGCAGCACCGGGAACGGCGACCUUUCGACAACUCUCAGCGCGGUGCCGUAUGGAACUUACACGCCAUCCGAUUACACCAGCAAUGGAGCUCCUGUUCAAACGACUGUGAUUACCACAACCACAGUCACAACUUACACGAGCGUCGGACCGAAUGUGCAGACCACGACGUCGGAUGGCAAGACUGUUACUGUCACCGCCGGCACAACAACUGCCACGAUCACCCAGACGGUCACAACAACCGCAACAGUGACGACACGACCAGCGUCGACGACGUCUUCGACUUCUGGCGCAGGCGCGAGUGACCCGACCCAGAGCAGUCUCAGCUCCUCGGUCAGCAGCUCUGCAACAUCUGCAGUAAACGCAGCGGCUACAUCUUCUUCGGUGUCGAGCGGAGUUCAGACCACUGUGA